AUGGUGAUCUCACUGCUCCACACGCAGUGGCACAUGCUCGCCCAGCUGCCCCUGCAAUGGCAGCUCCUCCUCCUUCUCGCCGGCCUCCUCCUCCCCGUGGUCUCCUACCUGCUGCUCAUAACGAGGGGCGACGUUGAGGGAGGACGGCUGAGGCUGCCGCCCGGCCCUGCGCGGGUGCCGGUGCUCGGCAACCUGCACCAGCUGGGCCCGCUGCCGCACCGCAGCCUGCGCGACCUAGCCCGGCGGCACGGCCCCGUCAUGCUGCUCCGCCUCGGCACGGUGCCGACGCUGGUGGUCUCGUCUGCCGCUGCGGCGCGAGACGUGAUGAAGGCCCACGACGCCGACUGCUGCAGCCGGUUCGCGUCCCCGGGCCCCGCGCGGCUCUCCUACGGCGGCAAGAGCAUCGCCUCCUCGCCCUACGGCCCCUACUGGCAGGACAUGCGCAGGCUCUUCGUCGCCGAGCUCUUCGGCCCGCGGGGCGUCCGCGCCGUAUGGGACGCGCGUCGGCAGCAGGUUGACAGGCUCAUGGCCACCCUCGGCGCGGCCGUGGCGGCAGCGACGGCGGCUCCGGUGGCGAUGGACCAGCACGUCUUCCGCGUCGCCGACGGCAUCAUCGGCACCGUGGCGUACGGGCGCAUCUACGCCGCGGAGGCGUUCGCGCGCAAGUACGAGCAGUUCCAGCACGUGCUCGAGGAGGCCAUGGCCAUGUCGGCCAGCUUCUCGGCCGAAGACUUCUUUCCCAACGCCGCCGGCCGCCUCGUCGACCGGCUCUCCGGCAUUAUCGCGCGGCGAGAGAGAAUCUUUAGGGACCUCGACGCCUUCUUCGAGGCGGUGCUGGAGCAGCACCUGGACCCCGCGCGCCCCAAGCCAGAGAGCGGCGACGGCGACCUGGUAGACGCCUUCAUCAGCGCCUGUGAGGAGCACGGCUUCACGAGGGACCACGUGAAGGCCAUGCUCCUGGACGCGUUCCUCGGCGGCGUCGACGGCAGCUCUAUCACCAUCGUGUGGGCGAUGUCGGAGCUGAUCCAUAACCCGACGGCGCUGAAGAAGGCACAAGAUGAGAUCAGGGCCGCGGUGGCCGCCAGCGAUGUCUCGCCGCCGGGGUUGCCAGUCCAGCCAGACAACCUGCCCAAGCUAACCUACCUGAAGAUGGUCCUCAAAGAGACCAUGCGGCUGCACCCGCCGGCGACUCUGCUGCUGCCACGGGAGACGCUGCGGCAGGUGGAGAUCGGCGGCUACGACGUGCCGGCGAGGACGCGCGUGCUGGUGAACGUGUGGGCCAUCGGAAGGGGCCCGGCAAGCUGGGGGCAAGACGCGGACGAGUUCAAGCCGGAGAGGUUCGAGACGGACGGGAGGCACGGCAAGGUGGACUUGCGCGGCGCGCACUUCGAACUGGUGCCGUUCGGCUCGGGCCGGCGGGUCCGCCCCGGGCUGGCCAUGGGGGUGACGACCGUGGAGUUCACGCUGGCCAACAUGCUGUGCGGCUUCGACUGGACGCUGCCGGAGGGGACGGCGGCGGAGGAAAUGAGCAUGGAGGAGGCCGGCAAGCUAACCUUCCACCGCAAGACGCCGCUGGUGCUCCUGCCCACGCCGUACCACUGUAAUUAG
Molecule: messenger RNA, 1608 nt
Organism: Triticum turgidum subsp. durum (durum wheat)
Lineage: Eukaryota; Viridiplantae; Streptophyta; Magnoliopsida; Poales; Poaceae
Source: the annotation of a GenBank genome assembly